This is a messenger RNA of Zea mays, 1563 nucleotides long. RefSeq lists its product as uncharacterized. The coding region runs from base 255 to 1430 and encodes 391 amino acids. Lineage: Eukaryota; Viridiplantae; Streptophyta; Magnoliopsida; Poales; Poaceae. The record is from RefSeq and is marked validated. Gene Ontology annotation, molecular function: flavin adenine dinucleotide binding; N,N-dimethylaniline monooxygenase activity; NADP binding. The transcript is spliced from 3 exons.
UUUUGGCAAUGGUAAUGUCAUGCGGGGCCACCGCGGCGGUGGUCCUUCUACAGUCGGGCGCGGACCACGCCACGCCACCUGAGGCGCCUCCGCCGCUCCACCAACCCUCUCCUCGUCUUCCAUAUAGAUAUAGUCAGAGCCUCAGAGGUGAAGCAUCCGACUAAAAAGGGCCAGGGCCAGGGCCUUCGCUUGCUUACUACUCCUGCUUACCACACUCUACCUUGUCUCUUCACGUGCACACGACGCCUCCCCCAAUGGCUGCGGUGGCGGAGGAGGAGGUGAUCGUCGUCGGCGCGGGGCAGUCGGGGCUAGCGGUGGCGGCGUGCCUGUCCCUGCGCGGCGUGCGGGCGCUGGUCCUGGAGCGCGACGACUGCGUGGGGUCGCUGUGGCGGAAGCGCGCCUACGACCGCCUCCACCUCCACCUCACCAAGAAGUACUGCGCGCUGCCGCACGCGCCGCACCCGGCCGAGGCCCCCGCGUACCUGCACCGCGACGACUUCGCGCGGUACCUGGACGGGUACGCCGCGCGGUUCGCCGUCCGCCCGCGCCUCCGCCGCGAGGUCCGGUCGGCGCGGUACGACCCCGCGAGCGCGCGGUGGGAGGUGGAGGCCGUGGACCUCGGCACGGGCCAGGCCGAGCGGUACGCGGCGAGGUUCCUGGUGGUCGCGUCCGGGGAGAACGCCGAGAAGUUCCUGCCGGAGGUGCCUGGGCUGGAGGCGUUCCCCGGCCAGGUGAUGCACGCAGUGGAGUACCGGUCGGCCGAGGGGAUGCGCGGGAAGGCCGUGCUCGUCGUGGGGUCGGGCAACUCCGGCAUGGAGAUCGCCUACGACCUCGCCGCCGCCGGCGCCGUCACCUCCAUCGUCGUCCGAGGCGAGCUCCACCUGGUGACCAAGGAGAUCUGGAACGUGGCGAUGACGCUGUACCCGUACCUGCCCGUGUGGGUCAUAGACAAGCUGGUGCUGCUCAUGUGCGCCGUGGUGUUCGGCGACACGUCCCGGCACGGCCUCCGCCGCCCCGCCAUCGGGCCCUUCACCAUGAAGCUCACCACCCCGGGCUACCCCGUCGUGGACGUCGGCACCUACGCCAAGAUCAGGAGCGGCGAGAUCCGGGUGCUCCCCGCCGCCGUCAAGAGCGUCCGCGGGAACGUCGUCGAGUUCGGGGACGGCAGCCGCCACCCUUUCGACGCCAUCGUCUUCGCCACCGGCUACCGGAGCACUGUCAGGCGGUGGCUCAAGAGCGAGGACGGGCUGGUCGGUGACGACGGGAUGGCGGCGCGGAGCUACCCGGAGCACUGGAAGGGGGACCACGGGCUGUACUGCGCGGGGAUGGUGCGGAGGGGCAUCUACGGCAGCUGCGAGGACGCGGAGCUCAUCGCCGCCGACAUCAGCAAGCUGCUGCACCCCAAGCAGGAGCAGGGCAACGGCGUCUAGCUGCAGCUAGCAUUUCGCUUUGUUGGUUGCGAUGGAAACAAGCUCUAUUGUUGUUGGGUUGGUUGAUAAUAAUGGUUGCGUGAAUAAUUAAACGUGCUUAAUUGAGAUGGCCUGGCCAGCCUAUUCGUUCAUU